Messenger RNA from Heterocephalus glaber (naked mole-rat), 3800 nucleotides. It is a transcript of the gene Fam13c, whose product is annotated as family with sequence similarity 13 member C. NCBI's taxonomy places the organism in Eukaryota, Metazoa, Chordata, Mammalia, Rodentia, Bathyergidae. The record is from RefSeq and is a predicted model, not a curated record.
CCCAAGGUAGAGCGAGCGUGCCGGGCCAGCCCCGAGACUCGCCUUGCAAUGCCAUGUUUGUGUGUGCGCUCUAACUCCCGGAGAGCAAUCAGGGAGACGGCUUCCCGGCCGCAGCUGGCUGAUGUUUUCUUGUUUCUGUUUCAGCCUUCAGGAUAAUUCCUUCAGCAGCACCGCUGUAACAGAGUGUGACGAAGAUACAGUUUCUCUACAUGAAGACCAGACUGAUUGUUCUAGUCUUAGAGAUGAAAACAACAAAGAGAAUUACCCGGACACUGGCGCUCGAGUAGAGGAGCACCAGCCCUCGUCGCAUGAGGCGCAGCAGCAUGUAGAGCAGACCUUGCUGCUGGACGGCUUGUUGCGACCCAGCAUGGGCAAUUUCAAGUCCCGGAAGCCCAAGUCCAUCUUCAAAACUGAGAGCGGGAGGAGCCACGGAGAAAGUCAGGAGACAGAGCAUGUGGUGCCCAGCCAGUCCGAGUGCCUGGGUAGAGCAGGAACACCAGUUUAUGAGAGUCCACAAAACAACUCCUUCAGGUGCCAGGAAACAGUGCCACUCCAACCAAGAAUAGACCAGAGGGCUGCCAUUUGGCCAAAGGAUGCUUUUGAAACUCAGCAAGACUUAAAUGAGGAAGCUGCUGCCCAGGUGCACGGAGUCAAGGACCCAGCCCCAACAUCAAGCCAGAGUGUGCCGGCUGAUGGAGCCAAUUCUGCAGACUCCAUGACAACCCACAAAGAUGGGCAAAAUGAAGCCGACAGCACACCAGAAGAUGUGUCUGUGGGAACCAGCAGGCUGCUCUAUCACAUCACUGAUGGUGAUAACCCCCUGCUGUCACCUCGAUGCUCCAUCUUCAGCCAGAGCCAGAGAUUCAACUUAGACCCUGAGUCAGCCCCUUCUCCACCCAGCACUCAGCAGUUUAUGAUGCCCCGAAGUUCCUCACGGUGCAGCUGCGGUGACGGCAAGGAGCCGCAGACCAUUGCCCAGCUCACCAAGCAUAUCCAGAGUCUCAAGCGGAAAAUCCGGAAAUUUGAAGAAAAGUUUGAGCAAGAAAGGAAGUAUCGGCCUUCACAUGGUGACAAGACUUCUAAUCCUGAAGUACUGAAAUGGAUGAACGAUUUGGCUAAAGGUCGUAAACAGCUCAAAGAACUAAAGCUGAAACUAUCAGAAGAACAAGGGAGUGCUCCUAAAGGCCCUCUGAGAAACCUGUCCUGUGAGCAACCUAUUGUCCCAAGAGAAAAUGGGAAGCCAGAAGCUACAGGCCCUGAGCCAAGCUCUUCUGGAGAGGAGACUUCAGAUGCUGUGUGGACAUACCUAAAGGAGAAGAGAGAGCACUUCCCUCCUGAGGAGGAGUCUAAGGUAAUUAAGCAAGACAAGAAUCUCAUAAAGCCCUUUUAUGAUCGAUACAGAAUUAUCAAGCAAAUCUUGUCAACUCCUUCCCUUAUACCAACAAUUCAGGAGGAAGAGGACUCUGAUGAAGACUGUCAACAGGGAAGCCAACAACCUUUACCAGAUUCAAGUUCUUACCUUCCUGUUGGUGACCACCUCGCCUACUCUGAGACAGAGCCUAUUAGGGCCCUGAUACCAGAUGAAAAGAAAGAAGUAAAACAGCCCGCUCUCUCCAUGUCUAAUUUACAUGAGGCUACUAUGCCUGUACUUCUUGACCAUCUCCGAGAAACUAGGGCUGACAAGAAGAGACUAAGGAAAGCCCUAAGAGAAUUUGAAGAACAGUUUUUUAAACAAACAGGAAGAAGUCCACAAAAGGAAGAUAGGAUACCGAUGGCAGAUGAGUACUAUGAAUACAAGCACAUAAAAGCCAAACUGAGACUAUUAGAGGUCCUCAUCAGCAAGCAAGACGUGGCCAAAACUAUUUGAGGUUUAGGAAAUCACCAUCAUUUUCACCCCAGAUAAAAAUUAAGCUUAUUUUCCAUUGCCAUUUGCGCUAAGUAGUUUUGACAUGCUGAAAAUGGAAGCACUUUAGUGGUAGUUUAUUUUUAAGAAAGGAUAGCAAGUUUAUAGACUGUACAAGGAAAAGGAAUUUAACUGGGGAAAACACAAACAGGUAACCAUCUCAUUGGGAAAAAAAAUAGGCUUCUUCCACGCCAAGGACAAAAUUCAGUCAAUAUAAUUAUUUCAAAAAAAUCUAAUAUAUUAUAAAUCUAAAUGACACACACUCGGGCUACUUGUUAGGGAAAAUUUAUUUAGAGUCCAAAGAUUGUUUAUGUCAAUGUAUGGAAAAGAGUGAUUUUUUUAAAAAAUCAGAAAAGGAAAAGAGAUUCUGUUUUUCAAAUAGCAAGGAAAGCCUCUAGUAAGAAAGUAAUUUAUUUGAAAUUUCAAGUGAUAUAACAUCUACUGGCUUGUCCCUUAACUCUGUUAGACUUUCAGUACUCUAAAAUAUACUAAAAGGUGUCACUGCUUUUUUAGUUCAAUAUAAAAACAGCACAUUAUUUUAUCAGUUAUUUGCGGUUUUACAUUUCUGGUUACCAAAGUUCAUUCUGACAGCAUGUACUUUGCGAAUUAUCUUUGUCUAUAACUGACAGAUGUUUAUAUUAAAAUAUUGUAUUAAAAUUUUAAAAUAGGUAUUUUGGAUAGAAUGUGUCUUCGGUAUAUAAUCUAAUGUGACCAUAGUAUUAUUGCUAAUCUUUUUGUUUACUAUAACUAAGAAUAUAUAACUAUUUUUCCAUCAGGAAUAUGCAUUUUUCUUAAUAUCCCAAAGUCUAUACUUCAUAAAGUGAAAAAACUUUCUCAUGAGCUGUGUUCUUCAUUCUGUACAAAAUGAAAGUCUGGAAACUGUUUGCCCUGAUACCUUGGGAAUGAAGCCUGAAUAUUUUAUUUGCUUCACCAAUUUUAGUAUAUUGUUUUGUUAUUUUGUACUAAAACAUGUUUAUUUUGUUUUCUAAAAACAAGCAAAAGGCUGACAUUUUCUUUCAUGUAUGAAUAAUGUUUGUAUUUCUACUUUCUGUAAUGUUUAAGCAUGAUAUUGAAGAAAUUCACAUUUUCAUAUAGUUGAGAAUACUGAUGAUUUCAAAAGGAGACUACUUCAGAGACUUAUUUUCUCUGUAUUUACCUGAUUUUAUAACUUUUAUGAAUGAGAAUAAUGUCCUUCAUAAAUUUGUUUAAUUGAAGUCAUCCACUUGUAACAGGACAGAUACACAACUACUUGAGGUUUACAAAUUACAUCUUUGAUAAGGGAAAUGGUUUCAUGACAAUGUAUACAAUUGCUAUUAAAAUGUAACUCCACAUAUUCGAUAUGAUUGUAAAUAUUUUAUACAAUACAAAUAAAAUAUUUUUCUAUUAUAUUUAUUAUGCUGAAACACAGUUGUUGUUUCCUGUUAGCUAAUAUAAAUAACAUAAAUAACACUGUCAAACAACAAGUUGGAAGUGCUGACAAUUCUAGGCUUCAAGAUUUAACUCAUGCUGCAAUUACACCCUUUCAUGCGUUUGGAGUUAUUCCAAUAUUUGUUCAGUAGAUUAAAAUGAAUGCAUAUUUAAACACCACUUAUAAGCCAUUAUUUUGUAUUUUGCUAAAGCAUUCUAUAUAAUUCUCUUAUGUUUGGCAUAUAGGAAAAAUAAAAACAUUGCAGCAUCUAGGCAAAUAAAGUGUCAGAAGGAGAACUUAGGAUGUUUGAUCAUUGAAAGUAGUGGAAAGGGUGGGGAAUAGGAAACACGAAAACAGCUCUGAAUGAAAUUUGAGAAGUGGUAGUUUGCUUUUGGUGAUAGCGGCAUGUGCAUGCUUCAGUGGAAAACAUUUGAUGAUGAAAAUGGACAACAGAGGAUCAAUGCUCUUAGUGGAAGAAAAAGGGCUGGG